AUGGAAAUCCCAGAAAUCCCAUGGAAAUCCCGGCAAUCCCAUGGAAAUCCCAGAAAUCCCAUGGAAAUCCCGGCAAUCCCAUGGAAAUCCCGAAAAUUCCAUGGAAAUCCCGGAAAUCCCGGAAAUCCCAGGAAAUCCCGGAAAUCCGAAAUCCGCCGUUUCCCCCUUGAUUAUUGGUCUAAACUUAGUCAAUUCUUAACCAAUCUAUCAUAUGAUGGCGCAACAAAUCUAUUUCAACUAGCUACAGUUCCAGCUGUGGUUCCAAAUAUGACGCAUUAUUUUUUAUUUAGCGACUAUCUUUCAACAAUUGGUAAUGAUGAUCCAACAAAAUUCGAUCAGUUGAUAACAAAACCAAUUUGGAUAUUUAAUGCAAAUUUCUCACAUGAACCAACCAAUUUUUCGUUGAUUAAACAUUUAACUAAUCUUAGUGGUGGUGGCUAUAUUGCACGUGAGGAAAUUGUAAAUGAAAAUAAUGUAAACGAUAUCAUUCAAUGGAUUGAUAGACCACAAUCAAGAUAUAUCAGUGCAGAUAUUAUCAAUAACGCCUCUGUUCAUGAUAUUUAUCCAAGUCAUUCAAUUAUGUUAACAACAAAUACAGAACGGUUUAUACUCGUCGGAAAAAUGUCAUCAUCGGUUCCGGCGAACAUUGCAAUCAACUUUAUCAUCUCGAAUCAGAUGCAUCGUAAGGAAUUUAUGAUAGAUAAAGCGGAUCCAACAUCUGAAAACUAUAGUUUAUUACGUCGAUUAUAUGCACAACAAAUGUUAGCUGAAUUAACUGCAUUUCCAGAAAAAAAUAAGAAACGUAUCAUAGAUAUUGGUAUGAAAUAUUUAAUCGUAAGUGAUUUUACAUCCAUGCUUAUCCUAGAAACAUUGCAAUAA
Rotaria sp. Silwood2 is the source of this 879-nucleotide messenger RNA. The record is from the annotation of a GenBank genome assembly. Lineage: Eukaryota; Metazoa; Rotifera; Eurotatoria; Philodinida; Philodinidae.